Messenger RNA from Blepharisma stoltei, 345 nucleotides. Lineage: Eukaryota; Ciliophora; Heterotrichea; Heterotrichida; Blepharismidae. The record is from the annotation of a GenBank genome assembly.
AUGAAGCUUAGUUUGGCAUUUCGCUUUUUAAGUACCAAUAAAGAUUAUCCUUCUCUUAUUACCCAACAAGUAAAAUCUAACCCAAUCGUAAUGUAUUCACGGACAAAUUGCCAGCAGUGUAAUAAAGCUAAACUCUUGUUUUCUGAGUAUAAAUUGACUCCAUAUACAAUUGAAAUAGAUCAACAAGAAGAUGCUACUUCACUGCGUGAAGCAGUCGAAUCCUUAACAAAACAAAAGCGAACUCCAAUGAUCUUUAUUAAAGGAGAAAGUAUCGGCGGCUUAGGCGGCCUCAAAAAUAUGCUUAAAAAUAAACAAAUCCAAGCUGACCUUCAAAAUCUUAAAUAA